Messenger RNA from Rotaria sordida, 3779 nucleotides. Lineage: Eukaryota; Metazoa; Rotifera; Eurotatoria; Philodinida; Philodinidae. The record is from the annotation of a GenBank genome assembly.
AUGUCAACUCGUCGUAGUUCUGCUUCUCAGACAACCGGCAUAUCAUUUUUACUACCACGGGAUUUUGUUGAUAAUUCAACAACCAUCAAAUUAACCUUGCCUAAAUCUUCAUUUUGGUUUAUGUCAUUGAAAGAUAUACUGAAAGUUAUCGGUGUGCUCUUAGUUCCUUUGAUGUUAGGGGUUGUAACUCUAACAUUAACUAUUCAAAACACUAAAGAUGCAAAGGAAAAUCGUGCAAAAGAUUUAGAUAUUGCACAACGUCAACGUGAACAAACUGCUUACUUGGCUGAGGAAGAAAGACAAAACAAGCGUUUAGCGGAAUAUUUAAAUGCUAUAUCUUCAUUAAUGUUUUCAAAUCAAACAUUAGAUCCUCUGUUACGUGCAAAAACUCUGAGUGUUCUACGACAAUUAGAUGUGCAACGAAAGCGUGAAGUAAUUCUAUUUCUAUAUGAAGCUAAACUGAUUCGAACCGAUAUGAAUUCUGGAAUUCCAAUUAUUUCAUUACAAGAUAUAAAUUUAGAUAAUAUUGACUUUAAUGAUUUACGAUCACCAUAUACACAGCUUACAUCAAACUUCUAUUAUCAUACACAUAUGUCUUUACGUGGUGUUUCUCUACGAAAUGCAUCGUUUCAAAGACGAACUAUCUAUGGAUCAGAUUUGGCACAAACUGAUUGUACACAUGCAGAUUUUAGUUCAGCAGAUUUAUUCGAAAUUGACUUUAGUUAUGCAAAAUUAAUUGAAUGUAAUUUUGAAAAUGCACGUUUCGAUUCUGCUAAUUUACAGAAUGCUAAUUUAUCACAGUCAAAUAUUACAGAUGAACAGCUAGCUACAGCACUUACAUAUCAAGGUGCAAUCUUACCGAAUGGAACGAUAGCGAAAAAUAAAAAUCUGUUGAUUAACGAUGAUUGUAUUAGUGGCCACAGUAAAAAUUUAUCCGGAACACAUUGGAUGAUUAUAAAUGGAAGUCAACAAGCAGAUAGUCGUUUCUGCGAUGGAAAUUCAAAAAUGUGUAUAAAUGGAAUUUGUUCUUUUGACGAUGAACUCGAUACAACAAAUGAAAAAAGUACAUACAGUGUUGAUAUCGAAGUUUUAUUUCUACUCACAGCUGCAUAUGGUGAUGCUUGGGCAACGAACAUUCUACAUUUUCAUCUGGCUACACGUGGCACUCAAUAUGCGUUAUCAAAAGAUCGCAUUGAAAUAUUUGGUCGCUUUUUAACGCGAGGUGACGCAUGGUUCACCAUGGGAAGUGUAUGGACAUGGGGUAUCCUCGGUCGCGUCAUCGAUCGUGGUGUACAUGUAUGGUACACUCAUCUAUUUUCACCGGAUCGACUACGUGCAUUAGCAAUGGAUGUUACGAACACUUCCACUGCUAUAGCACUACGUGACUAUGCCGAUCGACUUGAACAUCGUCAUGAGACACCACCACUAGUAGGAAAUCGUCAUUUCUAUACGAGUGAUUUUCAGGUACACCGUAGAGCUAACUGGACGAUUGCAUUGAAGAUGCAUUCCGUACGAACCAUUGCUACGGAAUGUCUAAAUGGUGAAAAUUUGAAAGGUGAACAUAUAGGUGAUGGUGUGCUUAAUCUAUACACUCGUGAUGCUCAAUACGGAAAUGGUGAAGAGUAUGAGAAUAUUUUUGCCUUACUUGAUUGGCAAGCAAUCAACGGCAUUACGGUAGAAGUCGAUAUACCUCUACUACCGUGUCAUUCUCAGUUCUCUAUGCGAAAGACAACUUUCGUUGGUGGUGUUAGUGAUGGCAACUAUGGUGCAGCGAUGAUGGAUACGGCUACACACAAUCUCACAGCUAAACGAACAUGGCAUUUUUAUGAUGAUUUCAUCGUGGCAUUAGCUGAUGACAUUCAAGAUAACACUAGUGCUCUACUUCAGACGGCCGUUGUAAGCAGACUACUACCACCCGCAAGCACAGCAGCAGGACAGCUAAUUGUGCAAUGGAGCAAUGGAACUAAGAUGGUGUUAGCCGAUGGUGUAUACUCGUUUCCACCUUCCGAACCACGUCUGUUAUGGUUUCAUGCUGAUAACACUGCAUGGAUGGUGUUGGAUGAUUAUGCUGCACUAACUAUUGACUGUCGUAAUAAAUCUGGUAAUGUCAAUCAGUUGGGUCCCUGGAAUUUUGAAAUGCAGGGACGUUUGCUCACCGCCACUAUCGUUCAUGGCAGGGGACCUACAACUGAACCGCUAAGUUACAAAUACACAAUAAUGCCUAAUGUAACAGUUGAUGCAGUACCAGCACUUUGGAAUCGGUAUAUAUCAUGGGCUGAUAGUGCGUAUACACUAAAACACUUACAGAACGACGAUACCAUGCUGCAUUUGCACGGCAGUUGUGAUCCAUUCACUCGGCGAGCAUCUGUUGUGCUGUUCGAUAAUGCUUCGACUGCCAAUGAUGGUGUCUAUUACAACUGCAGUGAUCUAUCACUAAGUUUUUAUCUGGAACAAGCAGGCGCUUUUCUCUAUAGCGAGGAUUCUGAUAGCUUUACUAUUACUGCAUCGCAUCCAACACUUGCACAAGGAACUCUCGCUAUCAGUGUCAAUCGGGAUAGCGUUACCAGCAAAGGUUGUAGUCGUGACAUGCGCUGGGGAUCACAAGUCGGCACACAAGUAACGAUAACUCUUCCAGGUAGCAGUGAGCUGCUUGGCAUGAGCGUGUCAAUCACUUGCAAGAAAUCUAGCGUAUAGAUAUAUACUACAUGAAAUCCGAUAAGAUCAACACAUUAACAAAAAAAACUACUUAUCAUAUGCCGAUUCACUGACAUUUCGUUUGAAUAAAUAUAAAAAAACAUCAUCAUAAUAUAAAGUUAUUGCAUUCUUUGGUCAACUAUUACCAAAAAAAUAAUGUUUUUCAGAAGAAUAGCUUCCCAUCUCUAUCUCAUCAACAAUGCAGGAUUUUAUGAAGUGUUUAAAACAAAGUUUUUGAGCCCUUAAGAAAAACGGUGCAAUCAUUUCGAUUGAGAACAAAAUACCUGCACUACACUUAACGCAAUCUAUAGGAAAAGAAGGCGUGGUUUUUGCUAUAGACAUCAGCGGGAAAUGGUAACUAUGAUAUGAUGCAUCAAACCAUGACACGGCAUGAAACAAUGUGUAUAUUUGUAUUUUUUCGUAUAUAACCACAAUUCCUCAAUUUUAUACAAUACUACAAAGUCAUGCUUCCGUAAUGUGUUUGAGAAUAUCAACCAAUUAAAAGUAAAGAUCUGUGAUAGAUCAUGAUUACCCACUAUAUCGAGAAUAACAAAAAAGACUUAUAAUAUCUAUUUUCCAUUUAUCGUUGGAUAGACAAAUUAUAAAAACUUGAUUUUGUGAAAAACAGACAUGGUUCAAAUUUUUACAAUAAUUGAACUACAAUAUCCUCUUAACUUGUUCUAACAGAUUUUGACAGGGCUAAAAGGAAUACGUACGAGAUGUCGAAAUAUCUCACUGUUGUAAAUUCAAUUCGUUCUUUAUCGAAAUGACUUAUCAUCUUUUUCUAAAUUCUAAUACCUUCUGACGGUUUUUAGAUAUCAAGAUGAUCAUUUUGGCUAUAUCAAUGUAUUUAACAAUGAGUUUUGUAUGAUAACGGUAAUUUUGACAAUAAACUUAAAAUGUCUAGAGUAUUUACUUUGUUGCUACAGUGAGAAAUCAUAGCAGAUCGUACAUUUUCUUUUCAAUCCUUUCAAAAUCUAGUAGAACAAGUUAAGAGGAUCCUUCACUUCUAUCUAUUGAAUGUCAGAAGAAACAGACGUGAAAUAAUUUAUUUUAAUUUCCAGAUCUGAUCAAAAAGAGUGUUA